Messenger RNA from Seriola aureovittata, 673 nucleotides. It is a transcript of the gene prok1, whose product is annotated as prokineticin 1. The transcript is spliced from 3 exons. The record is from RefSeq and is a predicted model, not a curated record. Bases 44 to 364 code for a protein of 106 amino acids. Lineage: Eukaryota; Metazoa; Chordata; Actinopteri; Carangiformes; Carangidae.
AGUGUUGAGGGUGUUGAGAGAGUCCAGAUCUCCUGUCGCUGUCAUGGGCUUCACGGCCGUGCUGCUGUCCUUCCUCCUGGUGUCUCUGAGCUGGUCCAGAGGAGCCGUCAUCACAGGGGCCUGUGAGAGAGAUGUGCAGUGCGGGUUCGGUCUUUGCUGUGCUGUCAGUCUGUGGCUGAGAGGGCUGAGGAUGUGCGUCCCAAGAGGCGUGGAAGGGGAUGAAUGCCAUCCCUUCAGCCACAAGGUGCCAUAUCCAGGGAAAAGGCAGCAUCACACCUGCCCCUGUCUCCCUCACUUGGUGUGCACCAGAUACGCUGAUAGCAAGUAUAGAUGUACUGAUGACUUCAAAAACAUGGACUUUUAAUGGACGCCCAAACAUUCAGAUGAAGAAGAGCACGGCAGAAACGGUAUUUCAGAGUGAAGAGUUGAACAAGCUGUGGAUCCAAAAUGCACAUUUCAUCUUUACUGACUGUAUUCUUCAUUUGUGUACUCUAUGCACUAUAAUAUAUAGUUUGUAUUCUCUUAAUGCACAACCACGAGGACAGGAGAGGAGAUGGCAGGGCAUUGUGACCAAUCAACAAAAAACACAGAUUUACUUAAUGAAAACAAGGUUAUUUGUAAAGCUGUAAAACAUUUGCUGUUUUAUUUUCAUGCUCAUUUUAUGUUAAUUUAU